ACCGGGACUCCCGGAAGUGCCGGGGCUCAUAUAGGCCGCUGGAGCCGGCGCUUCCGGUCUCUUUGGGCCCGCCGACUGGAGCAACAUGACGAAGGGAACGUCAUCGUUUGGCAAACGGCGUAAUAAGACGCACACUCUGUGCCGUCGCUGUGGGUCAAAGGCCUACCAUCUCCAGAAGUCAACCUGUGGCAAGUGUGGCUACCCUGCCAAGCGCAAGAGAAAGUAUAACUGGAGUGCUAAGGCCAAAAGACGCAACACCACUGGCACUGGCCGGAUGAGACACCUGAAAAUUGUUUACCGCCGAUUCAGGAAUGGAUUCCGCGAGGGGACGACUCCGAAACCCAAACGAGCAGCUGUGGCGGCAUCCAGCUCGUCGUAAAGAUUCGACUGUUGGUUAAAAUAAAUGGUCCCGUUGGGAAAUCCCGUC
Messenger RNA from Tachyglossus aculeatus (Australian echidna), 427 nucleotides. It is a transcript of the gene RPL37, whose product is annotated as ribosomal protein L37. Gene Ontology annotation, biological process: translation. Gene Ontology annotation, cellular component: cytosolic large ribosomal subunit; ribosome. The transcript has 4 exons. NCBI's taxonomy places the organism in Eukaryota, Metazoa, Chordata, Mammalia, Monotremata, Tachyglossidae. The coding region runs from base 86 to 379 and encodes 97 amino acids. Gene Ontology annotation, molecular function: structural constituent of ribosome; RNA binding. The record is from RefSeq and is a predicted model, not a curated record.